This is a messenger RNA of Pyrgilauda ruficollis (rufous-necked snowfinch), 858 nucleotides long. It is a transcript of the gene ASB15, whose product is annotated as ankyrin repeat and SOCS box containing 15. NCBI's taxonomy places the organism in Eukaryota, Metazoa, Chordata, Aves, Passeriformes, Passeridae. The record is from RefSeq and is a predicted model, not a curated record.
AUGCGCCGCAGCGGCCCCGGCCGGCGGGGCGGCAGCAGUGCGCGUGCGCCGGGGCCGCUGUGGGAGGGGCCGCGGUGGAGUCGGCCCGGUGGGAGCGUGUCCGGACGUGGACAUGGCAAGGCCUUAGCAGAUGAUUGUGUACCAGUUGGAGGACAUGGUCUAGGCUGCAUAGCUCUGCUUUUGGAAGGAAGUGGCAAUGCUGGUGAGGCAGGACUGCUUCCCAUACACAAAGUGGCUUAUGAGGGGCAUCACCUGGGCGGGAAGUAUCUCAUUAUAGCCACGUCCCAAACUUUAAUCCAGGAAAGUGGGUCAAGCACUGUUCAUUCUGCUGUAGACAGCCAGAACCAGUGUCUAGAGCUUGUCAUUGAAAAUGGUUUGGAUGUCAACACUCUCUUGUCUGAACACUUAAUUUCAAAUACUUAUGAUGACAGAAGACAGCCUGCACUUUGUUGUGCUGUUUUUAAUAAUGAGAUUCUUUGCACCAAAAUAUUGCUCAAAGCAGGAGCAAAUCCAAACAAGGAUCCUUUAAACUUUGUUCUCAUAGCAGACAGCCAUGGAAUUCUAAAGCUACUCCUAUAUUAUGGAGCAGAUGUCAACUGCUAAUUUUGUUGCUUAAUAUACGCAUUUCCCCAGUGCAUUUGGUAUUCUUUGAAUGGUGACAUGAUGCUGAGGCUGUUGCUCAGGCAUGGAUAUAAUGUGGAGAUGUGUUUGGACUUUAUGUGUCAGGGUAUCUUGGGAAAUUCUUUUGUGUGGCCAGCCCCAGAGCUUGAACUUAUUCCCAGUUGGACUACUUCAAUAAAUAAUAAACUAAUAAAUACAUACCUUCCUUGCUUCUCUUCACUUUGCUCUUUUCAUUAG